AUGGCGGCAGUCGUGGCCAAAAGCGCGUCUCCUGACAUUGGAGACACCGAUGGUGGUGUCCGGCUCAACUUCUUGGAAUACAUCCAGCAGAAUGCUGCGGCCGCUGAUGCCAACGCAGCCAACUCCAAGAAGGUGGUCUUUACUUCCAUGAAGACCACCAACAGACCCCUCGACCCAACCACAUCCCCCUUUGACCCUAAGCUUGGAGAGGGAAAUUUUGAUGUUCGCCAUCCCGUUGGCAAGCUCCCGGGCUCGCAGUCAGUCCCAAACAUUCUUGGAAGCCUCCAUAAUCAGCACAGUUCCUCGCUGGCCCAGACUGCAGCUUUUGAUGCCCAGUCAACCUAUGAGGACUCCAACAGCCUGUUCUCUACGGCAAGCCAGCAGGCAGCGGCUCCGGCUACUUACAAUGUUGCAGACGGCCCUCUUUACACUCCACAUACCCAGGCCGGGAUCUCGGCCUCGUACCAGCAGACUCAGCUCCAACAGCAGCUACAGCAGAAUCAUGGUCCAAUGGCUAACCAAACAUAUAGCCCGGGACAAUACGACAAGUCUGGCAUGCCGCAGAUGAGCGUGGUUCCCGUCAAUCAACAACUGGUACAGCCACAGAUGGCACUUCGUCCGACUAUCGAUCAUAUCCCUGAGCAUGUUCGAUCUCAGCGCUCGCAAGCCUUGAACAAGCUGACCUCUGGUCCGACCGGUCGGCCUUCAGCCGUCGAGGCACUCGACAGCAACAACUUUCCAUUUGUCGAGACUGCCCGUGUUCUUGCACCCGAUGCUUGCACCAAUGGCGUGGUGAAGCUCAAGAACAUCCCUUUUGCCACUCGCCGAGUAGAGAUCAUCGCAUUUCUAGGACGCAACUCCAAGAUUCUCAAUGAUAACCUCGAGCCCGUACAUAUCAUCAUGGAGCGCGUUACUAGCAAAACCAUGGAUGCAUAUGUCGAGUUCGUCACUCUUCAAGAUGCCAUCAAGGCCGUCGACAAGCAUCAGGCCACCAUCACGCGUGGCCGUCUCAGUCGCUUGGGAGACCGCCCCAUCGAAGUUGAGUUGUCGUCACAGGGCGCUCUCAUGAAGGAUUUGUUUCCAUCUGCCAAAGGCGUCUUUUGGGAGGGCAUCCGACCCACCAUCAAGCCGUUCAAACCCAAUGAGCCCUGGGAGAACUUUAAAGGCUUCAUCAACGACGAGGAGAUGACCAUGCUGGUGAAGCAUGUCGAGGUCCCGCAGCGUUCUCCCUUCUCCCGCGACUGCCCGCAGCGCCCCUACGAGUGCAUGAUCAGCACGAUACGAAAGCUCCCCUGGCCCAUGACAGAGCUGAUCACUCUGCGCCAGCGUCACGCCAUCUACAACGCCUGCUUCUCGCUCAUUCGGCUGCUGAGCUCUGCCAUCGCCAACGGCCGCCACGAGGAGAUACUCAACGAACCGCUGCGCAAGCGUCUCGUUCACGCCGCCAUGACCUGCCCGGGCUUCACCGUGGUGCAAAGGGACAAUAUUGCCACCCUCGUCGACAUGUCCGAGGCCAGGAGGCUCGAGUACGGCCUGCCGCGCUUCGCCGGCUCGUGGCUUCACCUGUAUGCGCUGUCGCCCAAGGCCAACUUUCCACUCGACAUGAUUGAGUACUACAUCGCCAUCAUCCGCGAAGAGACGACCCGCCUCGUAAACUCCCUCCCGCUCAAGGAGCGCACCCUGGUCACGAGCUACGGUCAUGACACGGAUCUCUAUUUUGGCUACCUCUGGUGGGAGCUGCAGCUGCCGCGCGACGACCGCUUCGACAGCAUGACGUUGGCCGAGGCUGCCGCGCUCGAGUAUGCUGUCAUGGAGAGGAUAAUCUGCCGCGCUUUCGGCAACGGCGCCUCCAACACUGCUGCUGCCGCCGCCAUCACUUACUAA
Molecule: messenger RNA, 1884 nt
Organism: Pyricularia pennisetigena
Lineage: Eukaryota; Fungi; Ascomycota; Sordariomycetes; Magnaporthales; Pyriculariaceae
Exons: 4
Coding region: 1-1884 (627 amino acids)
Molecular function (GO): nucleic acid binding
Source: RefSeq, a predicted model, not a curated record